This is a messenger RNA of Colletotrichum lupini, 312 nucleotides long. RefSeq names its product histone H4.1. The record is from RefSeq and is a predicted model, not a curated record. Gene Ontology annotation, cellular component: nucleosome. Gene Ontology annotation, molecular function: DNA binding; structural constituent of chromatin; protein heterodimerization activity. Gene Ontology annotation, biological process: nucleosome assembly. Lineage: Eukaryota; Fungi; Ascomycota; Sordariomycetes; Glomerellales; Glomerellaceae. The transcript has 3 exons. The coding region runs from base 1 to 312 and encodes 103 amino acids.
AUGACUGGACGCGGCAAGGGCGGCAAGGGCCUCGGCAAGGGCGGUGCCAAGCGUCACCGCAAGAUUUUGCGUGACAACAUUCAGGGUAUCACCAAGCCUGCUAUCCGUCGUCUCGCUCGUCGUGGUGGUGUCAAGCGUAUUUCUGCCAUGAUCUACGAGGAGACCCGUGGUGUCCUCAAGUCCUUCCUCGAGGGUGUCAUUCGUGAUGCUGUCACCUACACUGAGCACGCCAAGCGCAAGACUGUCACUUCUCUUGAUGUUGUCUACGCGUUGAAGCGCCAAGGCCGCACCUUGUACGGUUUCGGUGGUUAA